Messenger RNA from Chaetomium globosum CBS 148.51, 1917 nucleotides. RefSeq lists its product as uncharacterized. Gene Ontology annotation, biological process: glutamyl-tRNA aminoacylation; translation. Gene Ontology annotation, cellular component: methionyl glutamyl tRNA synthetase complex; cytoplasm; cytosol. Lineage: Eukaryota; Fungi; Ascomycota; Sordariomycetes; Sordariales; Chaetomiaceae. The coding region runs from base 1 to 1917 and encodes 638 amino acids. The record is from RefSeq and is a predicted model, not a curated record. Gene Ontology annotation, molecular function: glutamate-tRNA ligase activity; ATP binding. The transcript is spliced from 2 exons.
AUGAAGGUAGACGAACUUAAGCCGCUCGAGGCGCUCCUCACGGCCGAUUUCCGCCAGAUCGAGCCGAGGCUGCAAGCACUCGACAAGCACCUAAUCCUCCGCACAUACCUCGACGGCUACAUCCUCGGCGAUAUCGACACCAAAAUCUGGCUCGCUCUCCGCGGAAAUCGCGCUGCCGUCUCAUUCAUCAAACGUGGCAGCCUCGCCAACCUAGCCCGUUGGUUUCAGUUCAUCGAGGAGAACCACCCCGAGAUCCAGGCCGAGGUCAAGGCAAAGGAUGCCGCUGCGAAGGCCAAAGUUGCUGCCGCCAGCAAGGCAGGCGCAAGCUAUGCUCUGGCCCUACAGAAUGCCGAUCAGGGCGUCGUGACGCGAUUUUUGCCAGAGCCCUCGGGAUACUUGCACAUUGGACACGCCAAGGCCGCCCUUCUCAGCGACUACUUCGCCCAUCAAGCGUAUAACGGGAAAUUGCGCCUUCGCCUCGAUGACACCAACCCAUCCAAGGAAAAGCAAGAGUACCAGGAUGCCAUUAUCGAGGAUCUCGCGCUGAUGGGGAUCAAGCCCGACUCGCUGUCCUACACGUCGGAUUACUUCGACUACCUUUACGACAUGUGCAUUCGUCUCAUCAAGGAGGGACAUGCCUACGCCGAUGAUACCGACCAAGAGACGAUGCGUGAUGAGCGUUUCAAGGGUAUCGCUUCGAAGCGGCGUGACCGAACCGUGGAGGAGAACCUCCGCAUCUUUGAAGAGAUGAAGCAAGGCUCUGCGGAGGGUGUCCAGAACUGCAUGCGUGCCAAGCUGUCGGUCGAUAACCCGAACAAGGCGAUGCGCGACCCCGUUAUCUAUCGCUGCAACAUCGAGACGCCCCAUCACCGUACUGGCACUAAGUGGAAGAUGUACCCCAUGUACGAUUUUGCAUGCCCCGUUGUCGACAGCCACGAGGGUGUCACGCACGCUCUGAGAGCUACCGAAUAUACCGACCGGAACCCCCAGUACCAGUGGUUUUUGGAUACGCUCAAACUCCGUCAAGUCUACAUGUGGGACUUUGCGCGGAUGAAUUUCAUUCGGACCUUCUUAUCCAAGCGUAAGCUUGCGAAGCUCGUUGAUACCGGGAAGGUUUGGGGGUGGGACGACCCGCGCAUGCCGACGAUCCGCGGUGUUCGCAGGCGGGGUAUGACUAUCCCUGCUCUGCGCGACUUCAUCCUCAAGCAGGGCCCUAGCCGGAACGUGGUUACUAUGGACUGGACGAACUUCUGGGCCAGCAACAAGAAGGAGAUCGACCCGAUUGCCCCUCGCCACACCGCCAUCCUGAAGAAGGACGUCGUCAAGGUGACGGUGACUGGUGCCGAGGCUCCGGCGGAGCCCUUCUCCAGCGACAAGCCGAAGCACCCCAAGAACAAGGAGGUCGGGACCAAGAAGGUUACCUUCGGCCCGGAGCUCCUGCUAGAUCAGGCGGACGCCAAGAGCUUCAAGGACGGAGAGGAGAUCACCCUCAUGGCUUGGGGUAACGCGUUCGUCCGCCAGAUCUCGGGCGGCGAUCCGAUCCCGAGCCUCACCUGCGAGCUGAACCUCCAGGGCGACGUCAAGAAAACCGAGAAGAAGGUCACCUGGCUCGCCUCGCAAGGUCAGACACUGGUGCCUGCUGAGCUGUGGGAUUUUGACUACCUUAUUACCAAGGAUGUCCUGCAGGAGGAGGACAACUUGGACGAGUUCCUAACGCCCGUGACCGAGACGAUGGAUGACGCGUGGUGUGAUGGGGCCGCAGCAGAGCUCAAGAAGGACGAUAUCAUCCAACUCGAGCGGCGUGGCUACUACCGGGUGGACAAGGGCCUCGGUGACUGGAAGGACGGCGAGGAGGGGCCCAAGGGCAAGAGGCUCGUGCUGUUCUGCAUCCCGACUGGAAAGACGGGGCCGAAAUAG